This is a messenger RNA of Oryza brachyantha (malo sina), 2407 nucleotides long. Its product is annotated as probable inactive receptor kinase At2g26730. Gene Ontology annotation, molecular function: ATP binding; protein binding; protein kinase activity. Bases 17 to 2029 code for a protein of 670 amino acids. The record is from RefSeq and is a predicted model, not a curated record. The transcript has 2 exons. Gene Ontology annotation, biological process: protein phosphorylation. NCBI's taxonomy places the organism in Eukaryota, Viridiplantae, Streptophyta, Magnoliopsida, Poales, Poaceae.
CGUCCAAGCCCAACACAUGAUGAUGCCCGCGCUCCGGCUGCUGCUGCUGCUGCUCGCGCUCGCCAUUGCCCGCUGCGCCGCCGAACCGCCGCAGCGGGAGCGCGCGGCUCUCCGGGCCUUCCUCGCCGGCACGCCGCACGAGCGGGCGCUCGCCUGGAACGCCUCCACGCCGGCCUGCGCCUGGGUCGGCGUCACCUGCGACGCCGCCAACGCCACCGUCGUCCAGCUCCGCCUCCCGGGCGUCGGCCUCGUCGGCCGCGUGCCGCAGGGCACGCUCGGCGCGCUCCGUGGCCUCAGGGUGCUCUCCCUCCGCGCCAACCGACUCUUCGGCGACGUCCCCGGCGACCUCUUCUCCCUCCCCGAGCUCCGCGCACUCUUCCUGCAGGGCAACCUCUUCUCCGGCGCCCUCCCGCCCGACGUCGCCAAGCUCACGGCGCUCGAGCACCUUGCGCUGUCGCACAACAACCUCUCCGGCGCCAUCCCGUUCGCGCUCAACGGCCUCGCUGGCCUCCACUCGCUCCGGCUGGACGGCAACCGCUUCUCCGGCAGCCUCCCGAGCUUGACUCUCCCGCUGCUCGAGUUCUUCAACGUCUCCUACAACCAGCUGAACGGCUCCAUCCCCACCUCGCUCUCCCGCUUCCCGCCGGAGUCCUUCGCCGGCAACCUCCAGCUCUGCGGCAAGCCCCUGAACCGGUCGUGCGAGCCCUUCUUCCCGGGGUCACCUGAACCCUCUCCUGGCACCCCGCCGGAUGGCGGCGGCGGUCACUCCCUGCCAGUGCCACAGAGGAGAAAGAAGAAGCUCUCCGGGGCGGCGGUCGCGGCCAUUGCCGUGGGCGCCGGGGCGGCGGCUCUGCUGGCCCUGGUGCUACUCGUGGCGUGCGCCGCCGUCUCGAGGCGGCGACAGGCGAACGGCGAGGGUGCGAAAGCGACAGCAGCGACGCCGAGGGGCCUGACGCCGCCGUCGACGGCGUCGGGGGAGCUGGGCGAGCUGACGUCGACGACGUCGAAGGAGAUCGCGGCGGCAGCGGCGGCGGCGGCGGGCGCGGAGAGGAGCCGGCUGGUGUUCGUGGGGAAGGGGGCCGGGUACAGCUUCGACCUGGAGGACCUGCUGCGGGCGUCGGCGGAGGUGCUCGGGAAGGGGAGCGUGGGGACGUCGUACAAGGCGGCGCUGGAGGAGGGCGCGACGGUGGUGGUCAAGCGGCUGAAGGAGGUGGCGGCGUCGCGGCGGGAGUUCUCCGGCCACCUCGACUCGCUGGGCAAGGUGGAGCACCGCAACCUCCUCCCCGUGCGAGGCUACUACUUCUCCAAGGACGAGAAGCUCCUCGUCUGCGACUACGUCCCCGCCGGCAGCCUCUCCGCCAUGCUCCACGGGAGCCGGGGCACCGGGAGGACGACGAUGGACUGGGACGCGCGGAUGCGCGCGGCGCUGUCGGCCGCGCGCGGCGUGGCGCACCUGCACGCGGAGCACAGCCUCGCGCACGGCAACGUCAAGUCAUCCAACCUCCUGAUCCGGCCGGACCCCGACGCCGCCGCGCUCUCCGACUACUGCCUCCACCAGCUCUUCGCCCCGUCGUCGGUGCGCCCCAACGCCGGCGGGUACCGCGCGCCGGAGCUCGUGGACACGCGGCGCCCGACGUUCAAGUCCGACGUGUACGCGCUCGGGGUGCUCUUCCUCGAGCUCCUCACCGGCAAGCCCCCCGGGACCGCGUCCGUGGACGGCGACGGCGCGGUGGACCUCCCGCGGUGGGUGCAGUCGGUGGUGCGCGAGGAGUGGACCGCCGAGGUGUUCGACGCGGAGCUGGUGCGGCUCGGCGGGGGCGCGGAGGAGGAGAUGGUGGCGCUGCUGCAGGUGGCCAUGUCGUGCGUGGCCACCGCGCCGGACGCUCGGCCGGACACCGCCGAUGUCGUCAGGAUGGUCGAGGAGAUCGGCAGCGGGCACGGGCGGACGACGAAGGAGGAGAGCGAGGGCAGGGGCGCGUCGGAAGAGGAGCGGUCGAGGGGGACGCCGCCGGCAGGCACGACGCCGUGAAUACUCGAUGGAGUAAAUUCAUGCACAGCUUCGUUCGUCGCAAAGUUUUCUCUUUUACUACGUACUUCUUUUUUUAAAAUCUCUUCAGCUUUUAGUCUCUCUCGAGUAAUCUUCCACAGUAUUGUUUUGUCGAUCAAAUGAGUAAUGAGUUCAUGUUCGUUCCUCCAGCCAAGUGUAAUUUUCAGUCCAUUUUUACCACUACCAUUGUAGGUAGUAUUGUGAUCAUCUCCGUUUAGAUGCUGUGAAGUAGUACUAGAAUGCAGUCUGACACAUGAAUUAGAAAACAGAACACAUGUGUGAAGUGAAUACUGAGGCAUUGUUUAGUUUUUAAUUUUUUUUCCAAAAAUAUCACAUCGAAUUUUCGAACACCUAAAUAAA